AUGUUAAUUUUUUUAAUAAAAUUAUCAACGGUUUUUACUAUUAUUAUUAUUAUUAUUCCUAACGUGACAAGUAUUAAAAUAAACAGAGGAUCGCAGCCUCCGGAAUCGAAUCGGGGAUUUAAAGUUUUCUGGAACGUUCCGACGGAACAAUGUAAAAAAUACGAAAUCGAUUUCGAAUCCCUGAUACGAACGUAUGGAAUUAUAGGAAACGAACGGGAUUCGUUCAGGGGUGAAAAAGUCACCAUUUUAUACGAUCCCGGAGACUUUCCCAUAAUAAAAAAGUUCCAAAAUAAAACACAAAGAUACUACAACGGUGGAUUUCCACAAAACGGAAGUUUGUCCAAACAUUUGAAAAAGUUAAAAAACGACACACGAAAAUAUGCUAACGUUAAUUUAAACGGAUUAGGAAUAAUCGAUUUCGAAGUUUGGAGACCGGUAUUCCGUCAAAAUUGGAACGAACAAAUCAUUUACAAAAACAAAUCCAUAGAAUUAGCGCAACAUUUAAAAAACAACGGAAGUCUUAACGGGAAAAGUGUGAAUGCUUCGGCCAAAGAAGAAUUCGAAAAACACGCCAAAAAAUUCAUGUUGGAAACGCUUGAAGACGUUAAAAAAUUGAGACCGGGAGGAAAAUGGGGAUAUUAUGGAUUUCCAUAUUGUUACAAUUACAGAGUCAACAACACUCCAGAAUGUCCAGAGAUUGCCGUUAGGGAAAACAACGAAAUUCUGUGGUUGUUCAACGAAAGUUCCGCUCUCUAUCCUUCAUUAUACUUAAAACAAUCAUACAAUUCGUCUGAACAUGUCAAAUUCAUGAUAGGAGUUCUGAACGAAGCUUACAGAAUAUCAGCCAUGACGAAUUACAUUCCGGUUUAUCCAUACGUUCGAUUUAAAUAUUUGGACACCGACGAGUAUUUAACUCAGGAAGACGCGUACAAUUCUUUCGAAAUACCACGACAGUAUCAAAUGGGUGGAAUCAUACUAUGGGGUAAAAGUUCAGAUUUAAACGACGAAGGAAAAUGUUUGAAAUUUUACAAUUACGUCAUCGAUAUAGUGGGACCUGCACUGAACAAAAGUCUAACGAUGGGAAACAAAACGAAUUCGACGAUAACAACAACGGAUUUUUAA
Pediculus humanus corporis (human body louse) is the source of this 1122-nucleotide messenger RNA. Its product is annotated as Hyalurononglucosaminidase, putative. Gene Ontology annotation, biological process: carbohydrate metabolic process; defense response; hyaluronan catabolic process. Gene Ontology annotation, molecular function: hyalurononglucosaminidase activity. The coding region runs from base 1 to 1122 and encodes 373 amino acids. The transcript has 8 exons. The record is from RefSeq and is a predicted model, not a curated record. NCBI's taxonomy places the organism in Eukaryota, Metazoa, Arthropoda, Insecta, Psocodea, Pediculidae.